AUGGCCGACUCCCAGGAGUCCUUCUGGGAUGAAACGGACAACGCCACUCAGCUACACGCCGCGUUCGACGAGGCACAGGCGCACGCGCAGUCGAGGCCGAAUGCGACCAUCGCCACCGCCGCGGUCCUCUCUCCGCAGCCGGCGGCGAGGCCGAAUGCGACCAUCGCCACCGCCGCGGUCCUCUCUCCGCAGCCGGCGGCGAGGCCGAAUGCGACCAUCGCCACCGCCGCGGUCCUCUCUCCGCAGCCGGCGCUCGGUGCACCAGGGUCAUCGAGCGCUAGGCCGUCGCCGCCGCGCCUGCCGCCUUCCUCCGAGGCGAGGCUCUCGCAGACUAUGCCUCAGCGGCGCGUACCCUCGUCGCCCGCCGCUUCCUCCGCCUCGUUGCACUCCUCCUCCGCCUCCUCCAUCGCGUCGCCCGCCUCUUCGUCUCGCCCGGGACCGGCAUCCACGCCAGACAGCAGCUCAUCGCUCGCGAGCCCGUUGUCGCUGCCUUCGCCGCUGCCGCUUCCCUUUCCCCUUCGGUUCGUGCUGAAGGCCGCCGGAGUGGCGAGAAUCGACGCGGCGGCCCGGCGGUCGCUUCUCGACGCCUUCACGCGCGAGGGCUGGCCGGGCGUCCUCAGGGCCACCGCCGGCGGCAGGCUGCGGAACGUCAAGCGGAUCGCGGUGCCGACGCCGCCGCCGGCGACCAAGGAGCCGGGCCGGCGGAUGACUUGCGGCUAUCGCGUGCGGUACGACCCCGAGACGGGCCAUGUCGCGUGCCUGUGGCCGAGGCUGCGGCCCGAGACCAAGGCGGACCGGGUGCUCGGCGCGGACCAGCUGCUGCAGGUCGAGUUCGCGGGCGAGGGGCUGGAGCAGGUCGUCGGCGCGGGCGGCCGCCGGGGGGGCGGCUGCUUCAAUUGCGGCGGCACCGGCCACUUUGUAAACGCUUGCCCGCGCCCGAAGCGCUUCAAGGCGGGAUCAGGCGAGACGCCCAUCGAGAAGCAGGAGCGGCUCAUGGCGAGAGACGAGCUCAAGGAGAAGAUCUUCCCAAGGCUUUUCCGGCUCGCUCUGUGCGACCGCACCUACGAGUUUGUCGGUGGCAAGGACGCCGGCAAGGGCGCCAGGCUGCCCGGCAAGGGCGGGAUCGUCUAUUUCCUCGCCGUAAACGGCCCGCCGUGCGACAAGCCGCCGUCGGGCUUUUGGACCGUUGAGGCGGCUUGGCGCGCGCUGGCAGACUUCAGGCGCUGCGCCACCGUGCCCAAGAUGUGCGCGCGCCUCGAGCUCGCCUUUAGCGCCACGGCACCGGCGCUCGUGGAGGCCGACGGCCGCUCCUACCACGCGCUCGACUUGCGGGGCCGCUGCGGAGGCGUGUGGAGCCAGUUUCAGGGGUUGCUGGCGGAGGCGCUGGCGCGAGCGCGAGCGGGGAGCCGGCAGGGCGACAUCUUUGUCGUCGCCGUCGACGACGUGGUGGGACGCCUCCCGAGCGGCGAGGCGGCCGUCGACCCUGCGGGCGGCGAGCACCUGAUGACGGACGGCUGCGGCAUGGCCUCGGCGAACGUGGUGCAGCAGAUCGCGGCGGAGCUGGGCUGGACGAGCGUGCCGCUGCAGACGCAGCUGCGGGCCUGGUGGGGUGGCUCCCUCGCCAAGGGGGUGCUCAGCACGUCGGCCGUGCUGCCGCCGUCCACCAUCCUCGUGCGCGCCUCGCAGAUCAAGGUGGACGCGGUCGCGCGGGGCCCGCCGUGCGGCAAUGGCCCGCACGCGGCGAGACCGCGGGCGAGCCUCGAGAUCAAUGGGCGACAGCGGAGGCCGUCGCAGGCGCACACCUCCCCCUUCCUGGUCCCGCUCCUCGAGGCGCUCGGCGGCCCACCCAUGGUGGAGCUGCUGCUCGAGCUGCAGAGUGCUGCCGCCGAGCCGAUGGCGAGAUAUCUGAAGCUCGUCAGCGAGGGGAGGGAGUUGAGCGACGACGACGUCGUCUCGUUGGCGAGGCAGGUGGAGCCGAUGCCGGCGACGGCGGCGCUGCCGGGCUCGCCGACGCUGCUGGCCAUGCUCAUGACGCCCGGCAUCGACACCCGCGACGAGCACGUCCGCUCCCUCCUCAUGAGCGAGCUAAAGCGGCAGCUCGCUCAGCUGCGGCGCGGCCGGUUCGCCAUCGCGGAUUCGAUGACGCUCAUGGCGUCGGUCGACCACACCGGCACGUUAGGGGAGGGCGAGGUGGUCUGCCUCGAGCACGGCAGAGCCGCCGUACUCGGCCGCUGCUUGCUCUACAAGUCGCCUGGCAUCCACUUGGGCGAUGUGCGCGCUGUGCGCGCCGUGGCGCCGACGCCCGCUAUGAGCGAGCACCUCGCCUUUGCGCCCGACGGGCAGCACGGGCUCAUCGUGUCGUGUCAGGGCGAGCGUUCCGUCCUCGACAUGAUUGCGGGCUCCGACGCCGACGGCGACUGCUUCACCGUCCUCUUCAACGAGAGGCUGCUGAGCCUGCUGCCCGACGAGGCACUGCACCGCCCGUGGGUCAAGCAGGUGAAGCCGCCGCCGCCAAUGGCCAGGCCCCAGCCGUCGCCGCCGAAACCACUCGCGUUGGGGCAGUCGGAGCUGCUGCGGGCCAUGAAGGAGCACCUCAUACGAUUGAAGCAGGGCCACGAUCUGGUGACGAAGACGAGCACGGCUUGGAAGGUCAACACGGACAAGCAUGGGGCUCGGCACCACGACAGCCUCGUGGUGCUGGUCCAUCUCAACAUGGAGGCGCUCGACUCGGGCAAGUCUGGCGCGCUGCCGACGCUGCCCUCAAAGUUCCAAACCAUCUCCUUGCCACCGCAUCUGCAAAAGCCGCGCGGCGAGGGGGAGGCCGCGAUGGGCAGGAGAGGCGGGCAAGCAGUGCGGGGCGCUGGAAGCGCGCUCUUGCGCAUGUAUGAGGCGGUCGAGUUCAACGUCAUCACCGGCAUCGUCGAGAGGCAAGAGUGCCCCCCUGUCUGGAUCGACCCCGACCUAGCGCGGCUCGAGACCGAGGUGCCGCCCGACCAGCGGCGACCGUUGAUGGACAAGUGGCUUGGCCGUGCCACACAGUACUCUCAGGACAUCAAGGAGGACACCAAGGCUCGCGGCGGCGGCUUCGAUUCCGAGGCUUGGAUGCGCAUCGUUGCCCACUACCGUGCCCUGCUCGUGGACGGAGAGGACUUGGGCGACCCCAGCGCCCAGCUGCGGUCCAACUGCUACGCGCUCUACGAGGCGAUCUACCUCUCGCGAAGUAACGAGAUGUGCGGCUGGUGCGCCAAGUGCCGCGAGCCGCCCGCGAGCCAUCCGCGCAACUUCCGCUUCGUUUGGGCGGUCGCCGGCGAUCUGCUCCUCUUCCUCAAAGCCACCAACCGCCGGCGAGCCACGCAGGCUGGCCUCGCCCCAGAGGCCCGCACCGCGCCCUCGAUAGUAGACCCGGGCCGGUUCCAUCUUCUGACGCAACGGAGAGAUCGGCGCGCGAUCCAUCCGGACGAGACGGCGCCUGGGGAGGAGGAAGAGCUUGACCCGCUGCUCGCAGCGGAGUUGGCUGCUGGGUGA
Messenger RNA from Emiliania huxleyi CCMP1516, 3525 nucleotides. RefSeq lists its product as hypothetical. The record is from RefSeq and is a predicted model, not a curated record. Lineage: Eukaryota; Haptophyta; Isochrysidales; Noelaerhabdaceae. Gene Ontology annotation, cellular component: nuclear RNA-directed RNA polymerase complex. The coding region runs from base 1 to 3525 and encodes 1174 amino acids. The transcript has a single exon. Gene Ontology annotation, molecular function: zinc ion binding; nucleic acid binding; RNA-directed RNA polymerase activity. Gene Ontology annotation, biological process: siRNA processing.